This is a messenger RNA of Tripterygium wilfordii, 1147 nucleotides long. RefSeq names its product abscisic acid receptor PYL9. The record is from RefSeq and is a predicted model, not a curated record. Gene Ontology annotation, biological process: abscisic acid-activated signaling pathway. Gene Ontology annotation, cellular component: nucleus; cytoplasm. The coding region runs from base 87 to 650 and encodes 187 amino acids. The transcript has 3 exons. Lineage: Eukaryota; Viridiplantae; Streptophyta; Magnoliopsida; Celastrales; Celastraceae. Gene Ontology annotation, molecular function: protein phosphatase inhibitor activity; signaling receptor activity; abscisic acid binding.
GUAAAAACCAGAGCUUAUCCAUUACCUGCCUUUUCCAGACGAACAAGAGAGAGAGAGCGAGAGAGAGAGAGAGAAAUCGCCUUGAAAUGAACACUGCUGAUACGUACGCUGCAAUGGAGUCUCAGUACAUACGGAGCCACCACAGUCACCAGCUCAGAGACAACAAUCAGUGCACUUCGGUUCUGGUCAAGCAUGUUAAGGCUCCUGUUCAUCUGGUUUGGUCAUUGGUAAGGCGAUUUGAUCAGCCACAGAAGUACAAGCCAUUUGUUAGCAGAUGUGUUAUGCAGGGCGACCUUGGAAUUGGGAGUGUUAGAGAAGUCAAUGUCAAGUCAGGACUUCCCGCUACAACGAGCACAGAGAGAUUGGAACUUCUCAAUGAUGAAGAACAUAUUCUUGGUAUCAAAAUAGUAGGCGGGGAUCACAGGCUAAGGAACUAUUCUUCCAUUAUCACUGUCCAUCCUGAGGUUAUUGAUGGAAGACCAGGAACCCUAGUAGUUGAAUCAUUUGUGGUGGAUAUACCAGAUGGAAACACCAAGGAUGAGACAUGUUCCUUUGUUGAAGCUCUCAUCAGGUGCAAUCUCAAAUCGUUGGCUGAUGUAUCGGAGAGGAUGGCAGUGCAGGAUCAGACCGAACCCAUCACUGGAUACUGAUUAGGGAUGGGUGUAUGUGUACUAGGGUUAUAUCAUCUAAUAUUCUAGAUUCCAGAAUCUGUGUAGAGUUUUGUAGGAGAAGCCCUUCAUAGUCUCAGGAGUUUUGGAUAUGGUGUAGGCCUUGCUUUUCUUCAUCAUGGAGGCCCUCUCUCUUCCUUUCUGCUUUUUCAUGUUUGUUUUGCCCCUCGUCAAUAUUGCUUGGAUUCCCUUGUUUUCUGUAUCCUGUAUCCGGGAGAUGGGGUUGUUAGACAUAGUUCUGUGAAGUUUUAAUCUACACAAAAACGAUCGUACUUCUCUUAUUGGUACAUUGCUCCUCUCUUAUUGUUACAUUGCUGGGUUGCCGGUCCUGGUAUAAUGUAUUCAGUCAUGGUCAUGUCUCUGUAAAUAUUAAUUUCAAUGAGCGGUUGACUUUGUACUCAAGAAUUUCUUCUCGUAGUUAUAGUUGUUGCUUGUAUCUAUAUGCAAGGAUAAUGAGGAUGAUGUGAAGUGACAAUACU